Plasmopara halstedii is the source of this 642-nucleotide messenger RNA. RefSeq lists its product as uncharacterized. NCBI's taxonomy places the organism in Eukaryota, Oomycota, Peronosporomycetes, Peronosporales, Peronosporaceae. The transcript has a single exon. The record is from RefSeq and is a predicted model, not a curated record. The coding region runs from base 1 to 642 and encodes 213 amino acids.
AUGACCGAUAACAUGAGGAAAAAGUCUGUGAUACAGAUGACUUUUCUCAUGGCACUCUUAACAGCGUCAAUGACACUUCAGAUCAUCAUGGACGUGCCCAUUAUUAUCUCAAACCCAACCGAGUCGUGGAGGACUCUGAGUUUUGAAGGUUUCUGCAUCAUCAAGUACUAUAUACCAGGGCUUUUACUAAGCGUUGCCUUUCUGUACAUUAUGCGGCGCGUGGAACAGCGCGAGUCCAAGCGAAUGGUUGUGAUAGCCAAUCAAUCGAUAAUCGAGUUUGUUGAGUGCUCGUCACCGGGCUGCGUUUGGUGUGCGCAUCAUCGUCGGUAUCAUUCAGAUCGGAUGAAGUGGGAUAUCACGCUUAUGUCGUCAUUUUCACCACGAACGAUUGACUCGAGCUACCACUCGUCUACUCAAGCAAAUUUAUCGCAAAAUUCUUGGUCCUCACGGAGCUUGCAUGGGGUGCCACCUUCGCGUCAAAGUCGUGAUAGUCUCUAUUACCUGCACAAAGCCUACCAAGCGCACCAUAUUCCUUAUCAAGCGUAUCAAGCGCGAGAAAAUAGUUCAUUUUCGUUUCCGACACACGGAGACUAUGAGCAUCCCUUAGACAUUUCAGUAAGCAAUAGAGCACUUCACUGUUGA